Messenger RNA from Nelumbo nucifera (sacred lotus), 2945 nucleotides. RefSeq names its product protein OBERON 3. Gene Ontology annotation, biological process: maintenance of shoot apical meristem identity; maintenance of root meristem identity; root meristem specification. The record is from RefSeq and is a predicted model, not a curated record. Lineage: Eukaryota; Viridiplantae; Streptophyta; Magnoliopsida; Proteales; Nelumbonaceae. Gene Ontology annotation, cellular component: nucleus.
GCAAGUAAAAAACCCAACACAAACGAGUCUGUCGUCGUCAAAUUGCGAGUUCUGGACAAUUUCUGUAAAUCCUGGAAGAAAUAGAGGGUAAUGUCGUAAACCGAACAAAGAAGCGCCUUUGUUUCUUCGUCCGCCCGCCUGAAACAGCCGUUACAGCGUCAAUGGAGUCGUAGGGAUCAGAACAGGAAAACGGAGGGUUGAAGAAGCAGAAAGAGGGUAGAACCGGGGAGGAAGAGAAUUUUCUUCGAACUCCCUCUCAAAUCCUUGGACGACUUCUGAAAUUUCUACCUUUUUGGCGGGGUACGUUUCUCUUUAUCUCUCUAACUGUGAGCUCCUUGUAGGCCAUGAUUACAGAGACCGAUCUCUCCAAUGGUUUUGUUCACGGAACAGAGAACUCUCUGAGCAGACUGAAACAACACGUCUCCGUGCAAAACCUCGAGACCCCAGAUGGGAAAAUCGGUUUUUCUGAAAAGGGUUCCGAUUUUCUGCGAGGUUCGGAGAUUGGUCGUAAUGGGUUUCCGUUAAAACCGUCGAGAAAUGGAAAUUUAGGUGCUCAGGAGCUGACUCUGAGCUACCUGUGCGAUAAUUCUAAAAUGGAUUUUCAGGACAAAGAUAUUUCUGGGAAGAAUUUGUUGAGUUCUUUGGAGAAAGGGAGAUAUAAGGGAAAGGAAGUGGUUCCGGAGAACCAGAAUGAAGAGGAGAGAUGGGUAGAGAGGGAUUUUCUGCAGUUGACCGGUGCUAGGGGAGCAGGGUCGAGGCGAGAGUUCGAGGAAGAGGAAAUCGACAGAGACAAGAGGGAAAAGAAACCAAAGAUUGAGACCCUUAAUCUCUCUCUAGCUUUGCCGGAUGUCUCACUAUSCCUCAACACUUCGAACCCAGCUCCGAAAGCUGACCCUCCUGUUCAUCUGAAGUCGGUGAGGAGCACUCAUUCAUUGGCGCCGUCAUGCUCCGAUGACUAUACGGCGGCAUCACGUUCGUACUCUUACUCCCUCCCCUUCUCUCACAAUCCCAGCUGCUCACUCACGCGAAACUCGACCGAGAAUUAUGAGUACUCGAUGGGAAGCCACCGAAGAGAGACUGAUCAGUUUUGGAAUUGUGGGGAGGGGACUAAUGGCUCAGUUCACAGUCGGUUCAGGCCAGUCGGCGACGGAGUUGGUCUGUCGAACCAUGGUGGUGGUUUCAGCCACCCCUUGAUGCAGGGAGGCCGCCCGAUCAAUAAGGACUCUUGCAACAGUCUUUACAGAACUACAAGCUCCGAUAACCAUUCGUUCUUCCCGUCUGAACUACCUGCGAGGCCAAGAAAGGAUACUUUAUCAGCCAACUCGAGAGGAAGAGCUUCUGAGCAACAAAUAGGUUUGGAGAACUCAGACGGAGGGAGAGCACGUAAAUUGACAAGCCCCGAGAGGAUUCUACGAGAAAUUGUUUAUGAGUCUAUUCCUAUAAUGGCUCAAAUACUUCACGAGCUUCCUGAUGAAACAAUUGAAUCGACCAAAGAGUGUCUGAAGGGUCUAAUUGAGGCGCCUGAAAAGAGAGAGGAGUUGGCCAUCUUACAGACUCAGCUCGAGAAGAGAUCAGAUCUUACUUUUGAGACACUUUCGAAGUCAAACAAGGCGCAGUUGGACAUCUUGGUUACAGUAAAAACAGGUCUUGUGAACUACUUAUCGGGAAAGAACCGGCUACCAACAGCUGAGCUGGUGGAGAUCUUCUUGUUUAUGAGAUGCCGGAAUCCGAACUGCAAGAGUUUGUUGCCUGUCGAUGACUGUGACUGCAAGAUAUGUUCGACAAAGAAGGGAUUUUGUAGUAGUUGCAUGUGUCCUGUCUGUUUGAAAUUCGAUUGUGCCAACAACACUUGUAGUUGGGUUGGCUGUGAUGUCUGCUCUCACUGGUGCCAUGCUAUCUGUGGCCUCCAGAAGAAUCUCAUUAAGCCUGGACCCAGCUUGAAAGGGCCCAAGGGAUCGACCGAGAUGCAAUUCCAUUGCGUUGCUUGUGGUCAUGCUUCUGAGAUGUUUGGAUUCAUUAAGGAUGUGUUUAUGCAUUGUGCAAAGGAUUGGGGACUAGAUACCCUGAUAAAGGAGCUCGAGUGUGUCAGGAAUAUCUUCAGAGGAAGUGAAGAUGUCAAGGGAAAGGAACUACAAACUAUGGCCAUGGAAAUGCUCUCAAAGCUUGAGAAUAAAAUCAUUGUUCCUUCAGAUGCCUGUGACUUGAUGCUUCAGUUCUUCCAAUAUGGCAGCAUAUCAGAGAUUCCUGCGUCGAAAGGUUCUUCCCAAGAAUUGAUGGCAUCUCAGUUAUGUCAGAGUGAUGUUGUCUCUCUUCCACCUCCAACUUCACUCUCCGCAAAGCCUACAACUUACAAUAGUAGCUCCUCAAUCAUAGGAAGAGAUUUGCAGCCACGCGAUGUUCAUUGUAACGGCCUUAAGAGCAAUGUCACUGUUGAAAAUGAGUUGCGGUCUGGGAUGUCAUUGAAGGAUGGCUUUGACAGCUUGGAAGGCAUUGUUCGGAUCAAGGAAAUGGAAGCCAGAAUGUUCCAGAGCAAAGCAGAUGAAGCACGGAGAGAAGCAGAAGAGUAUCGACGAAUAAUCCAGGCAAAAACUGAGAAGUUGGAAGAAGAGUACACAAACAAGCUCUCGAAACUGUGCUUGAAGGAGACAGAGGAGAGGCGGAGGAAGAAGCUUGAGGAGCUCAAGCUCUUGGAGAACUCACACUGUGACUACUACAAGCUGAAGGUCAGAAUGCAAGCUGAGAUUGCAGGCUUGUUGGAGAGAAUGGAGAAAACAAAACAGAUGUGGGUGUAAACCUUGUAGGUAACCAUGGUGAUGUCUAAUGCGUAUGUUUCAUGCUUGCAGUGUUGGGUGUAUCUAGAUUUUGGAUAAUUUCUUUAAUUUGUGAAAAAGGAAAAUUGUAAUUUGUUUUAAAAGUUUUAUGAUGACCCAUUGGAGCAUUUUUUU